UUGUCACAGCCAGGGGAUUCUGGGGGAACUCAACCACUGAGUAGGGGGGUUUCCACUGUAGUGGGGAAGUGGAGCGCAACACGGAGGGAAAUAUUUACAGUGUCAUAUUCCAUCUCUCUGUGUGUGUGUGUGUUCCUGUGGUACACUGGCAGUGCGUGUCACUGUAUCGGUGUGUUUGGUAGCACUGAGCUCAUUGUACACUAGUCCCUCUCACACGUCUGACUAGCUCCUGUUCUACUUAUGCCAGGAGGAAUUUACACAAAGCUUCAUAGCACAAUAUAAAAGCCCUCUGUGUCAGUAUGAAGGUGUUUGAGGUGGGAGACUCGGUGAGUCGGUUCAGGCUGGCUGAGUCGUGUGUGGGGCUGGCAGGGUGUCUCUGUGUGGCCUACUCUGUGUGGACCCCUCGCUGGCUCAAUGACAAGGGAUUGUGGACUAAUGGCGACAACAGCACCAACACAGACAUUGACCAGACCAGGGGCAUUAUCUUUAACGCCCUGGAGGCAGAGCAAGUGUUUGGUGUGUUGUCUUUCUUCAUGGCUGUGAGUUCUGGGGCUCUGUGUCUGGUGUUCGCCCUCUGCUGGACAUCCCAGACGGUGCGCUCCUACUCCAACACCCGCUCUCUACUUAUGGCAGGCCAGGCCCUCUACCCCACUGUCCUGCUGCUCCUCGUUUUGGGACCCACAGGAUUUUUCUUCCUGCUCAGCUGGUCCCUCUUCACCUACCAGCACUGGGUGGAGAUCAACGAUGACUUCACCUGCCUGGGCUCCUCCUAUUGGAUGGGCGCCCUGGGCUGGGCCCUGCUAUUGAUUGCUCUGCCCGUGGUCUUCCUGGUGGAGCAAUGUGUGGUCCCGGACAUCCUGAAUGACCUCAUGAAGGCCAGCGAAGGGUGGCGGCGUGCCUCUGAGGUACCGCAUGCCAAACACUCGUUCAGCGAAAGCCAUCAACAUUGUCAAGAAGACGAGAGUCAUGAAGACGUAGAGAGAAGGCUGAAGAUGUACAUGUCAGUGCCCUGAGAGGAGGAAUGGAAGACAGAGAAUUAGUGAAGCCUUUUCAGGCUCAGAGACUGAGCUGACUGCAGAACUGGACUGGACUGGACAUACAGCUGAUAGAUGUCCUGUUCACACUAGCAGCACCAGGGAGAGAAGCUUCUCGUGCCUGUCUGGAUCAGAGACUGACUGCUCCCCUGUAGGAGAACGCUCCCAAACACACUCUGAGAAUGUGAUAUUAGACAAAAAUGCCAAUGCUGUGAUAGUGUUCUUGUCAGUCUUUGUUGUUGUUUGUUGCCAAGCAAGGUUUUCCUUCCUUAUAAAGGAAAUAUUUGUUACAGUAGCACCCUCAUGUGGUGAGCAUUACUAAGGUUUGUAUGUUGAAAAAAAAGUAUUAAACUAUAAAAUAAAUAAAUGGGGGGUUGUUCAGAUGCAAAGGACCACUUCUUAUAGAAUUUAGAGGAAUUAGGCCUAAUGAUGUAAUAUAUUCACAAAGCGGUACAUUACAGUUAAACUAAUGAACAUUCAAAAUAGGCCUAUUUUUUCAAUCUAAGUGUGACUUUGAAUAUCUUCAUAAGUUAAAUAAGUGUGUAAUACAUUCUUGAAGUUGUACAUUUUUAAAAACGGAUUAAUAAAUUGCCACUGUUAAUGUAUUACUGAAUUAUUUAUUAAUCCCUUUUAACUCUUAUCUCUGCCAGACGCCUCUUUUAUCAAAGGAGUGUGCACACAAAAAAAUACUCAAUCUUGCCUAAGCCAGUUUUUCUGCAGAGGUUGGUAUUUAUACAUUUUGAUCUUGACGGAAAAGUGUGCAUAUCUCCAUGCACAGCUCAGCCCAUGCAUAACUUCUAGUGGUUGAUCAAUUGUAUUGCAAGCAAAUAUUAUUAUUUAAUCCAGGCCCUGCAGUGCCUAGCUCCACUCCCUUUACCCAGGCGCUCUCAUUUGUUGAAUUCUGUAACUGUAAAAGCCUUGGCUUCAUGCAUGUUAACAUUAGAAGCCUCCUCCCUAAGAUUGUUUUCUUCACUGCGUUAGCACACUCUGUCAACCUGGAUGUCCUAGCUGUGUCUGAAUCCUGGCUUAGUAAGGCCACCAAA
Molecule: messenger RNA, 2077 nt
Organism: Oncorhynchus gorbuscha (pink salmon)
Lineage: Eukaryota; Metazoa; Chordata; Actinopteri; Salmoniformes; Salmonidae
Exons: 4
Coding region: 300-1013 (237 amino acids)
Source: RefSeq, a predicted model, not a curated record